Gadus chalcogrammus (walleye pollock) is the source of this 2474-nucleotide messenger RNA. RefSeq names its product syntaxin binding protein 4 (gene stxbp4). The transcript is spliced from 24 exons. Gene Ontology annotation, biological process: insulin receptor signaling pathway; regulation of insulin secretion involved in cellular response to glucose stimulus. The record is from RefSeq and is a predicted model, not a curated record. Gene Ontology annotation, cellular component: cytoplasmic vesicle. Gene Ontology annotation, molecular function: syntaxin binding. NCBI's taxonomy places the organism in Eukaryota, Metazoa, Chordata, Actinopteri, Gadiformes, Gadidae. The coding region runs from base 111 to 2474 and encodes 787 amino acids.
CACCGACCUCGUUUGAACCGCUGUUGGCGUCUCAUCGCAUCCCCUUCUACCCCAAAACAACUGCCUCUUAUCAUGUCUGUGUGUCACUUGCACGCGUAGAUGUGUGUUUAAUGAGGGCAGCUGAGCGGUUCGAUGGACUUUCUCUACUUUACUGGACGAUCAUGGGACCACAUGGCAUCAACAGAGCUGUGCAGAGACUGGAGUUCUGCGACUGCAAGAAGGGACUCGGGGUGAAAAUAACCGGCGGGUACCGUGAGAUUACAGGAGAGGACUUUGGGGUCUACAUCAAGCGGGUGGUGGCUGGAGGCCUGGCUGACCAGGAUGGUCGCCUUAGGUCAGGUGACCUCAUUUUGGAUGUCAACAAUAACAGUCUGAUAGGUGUGACCAAUGAGAGGGCGGUGGAAAUCUUACGGACGGCCGCCUACUCCAAUCACAUGUCUCUGUUGGUUGCCAGAGACAAUGAAUCCAGGAGAGAGUUUGCAGAGUUCAUGGAAAAGUACGGGUCCAGCACCGUCAGCAGACAUUCCGGAAGGAUCUCUCCUACCCAGCUCUCUACAGUGAAGCUGACGGACACAGCCUCCUCGUCUUCUUCCUCUCGCUCUGAGAGCCCCCUGCUCCUCAGUCCCAAAGAGGGGGUGGGUACCACCUCUGCCUCCACCCAUGGACCCCCGUACACCCCGCUGCCUGCCCACCACUCCAGCCCCUACUCUGUGCAAACGCCUCUACCACAGGUCUUCAGUGACAGUCUCAUUCGGUUGAUAUGCGUCUCCAAGGGAACAGGGUUAGGGCUCGUCAUUAAAGGCGGGACCAACAGCCCUGAAGGACCAAUGGUUUUCAUUCAGGAGAUGGUGCCAGGAGGAGACUGUCAGAAGGAUGGCAGACUGCAGGUAGGGGACCAGCUUGUGUCCAUCAACAAGGAGUCUUUGAUCGGAGCGAGCAAUGAGGAGGCUCAGAGCAUCCUGGCAAGCACAAAACUCAGACCGGACCCCACGGUGGAGAUAGCCUUCAUCAGGCGGCGCUCUUCGUCCGGAUCCAGCAGUGAAACCCAGAGCCCCACCAUCUCCCUGCAGGGGCCUGUAGGGGGCACUGUGUCCCAGUCCUCGGCUCCAGGGCUGGGGCCGCUGCACUCCCAGGCUGGCCUCUUGACCAAACUGCCCCCCGUCGCCGUACGCCCCCCCCCGCCCAGCAUAGCGCUGCCCACGCCGCCCGUGCUCAACGUCAGCCAGGUGCACGGGGCGCCCGUCAGAACAGAACCAAAGUGUGUCUCCACUGACAGCGCUAUCGACACCUGGCCAGGUCUAAUACCAAGCACCACACUCCCUGUGGUUCCAGACCCCCCCCCCAGCGGCCAUACUGCAGACAUCCCAGCCCCCCCCUGGAAGAGCUCCCUCGGCCCCCAACAUCGCCUGAAAUUGGAGAGGCUGGAGCAGGCUCUGGAUGUGCUUGGCUUGAAGCCCACAGAGUUACAGAGGCAGGCACUGGGGUCUCGACUCCGGGCAGACACAGCUGGGACUGUGGCCUACGCAGAGUUUGAGAGCCUAUCCAAGGAGCUCUUCAAGCCCCAGCUUCAGGAUGGUGUGCCAGUGUCCCAGGUGGGGUCAAAGUUCUCCUCUGAUAACCUGUCCAGUCUUCUAGAGUCUCCCACAAACCCACUGCCAUCACUGUCAGACUCUGACGAUCUGGAAGAGAUGGAGCGACUGAGGAAGGACCACAUCGAGGCGCUGAGAGAGAUCCAGAAGCUACAGGUUCAACUGGCUGAGUCUCAGAGACUGCAUCUCGUGACAGAGGAGGAGCUUAACAAGGUCAAGCAGGAGGUCCAAUCCGGAGCAGUGGAGAGCAGGGCCCUGCGAUGCCGGGUGCAGCUGGCGGAGGUGGCCCAGAAGCAGGCCCGAGGCAUGGAGAUGGACUACGAGGAGGUCAUCCACCUGCUGGAGACUGAGAUCGCAGAGCUGAAAACGCAGAGGGCCGGACAGCCCUUCCACCCCAAGGAGGAAGCUGAGGAGCUGAAGAAGAGGGUGGCAGUCCUGGAGUGCCAGCUACGGAAGAGCGAAGGGGCCAAAAAGAGCUUUGAGUUGUCCACGGGCAAACUCCUUAACUUUGUAGAGACAGUUCAAGACUUCCUCCAAGAUACCCAAGGCACCAGUAAGAGCAACAGCUCUGGAGAGGCGAAGGUGGGCCCCGUGGCCCUGGCCCCCGCCCCGCGCCACAAGAAGGGCUCCUGGACAGUGGCCACACUCUCUCAAGAAGCCAAGGACCUCACCCGGACCGUCAGAGCCAUCCUGGAGGUGGACUGUCUACCGUAUGGCUGGGAUGAGGCCUACACGGCAGAGGGAGUCAAGUACUUCAUCAAUCAUGUGACCCAGACCACCUCAUGGAGUCCACCCGUGACCCCCGUCUCCCCGAAGUCGCCCCCAGCUCCGGAGCGGAUCUAUGAGGCUGAUAACAGAAGCCAGACAAAGCUGGAAGUUGGAUAG